AUGAUCCCGUUCCUCAAGCUCUCCAAGCGCCUCGCGCGGCGCGGCCACGCCGUCACCUUCGUGUCCACGCCGAGGAAUGCCGUCAGGCUGGGCGCCGUCCCGCCGGAGCUGUCCGCGCGCCUCCGCGUCGUCGCGCUGGGCCUCCCGGACGUCGAGGGCCUCCCGGACGGCGCCGAGUCCACCGCCGACGUCCGGCCCGAGAAGGUCGGCCUGCUCAAGAAGGCCUUCGACGGCCUCGCCGCGCCGUUCGCCGACCUCGUCGCCGCGCUGGCCUGCGCCGACGCCGACGCCGACGCCGCGGGCGGCAGUGGCGACGCUGUUGGGGUUGGGUUCUCGAGGAAGCCCGACUUUAUCGUCCUCGACUUCGCGCAGAACUGGAUCUGGCCAAUCGCCGAGGAACACGAGGUACAGUACAUCAUGCCCCACUAG
Messenger RNA from Miscanthus lutarioriparius, 429 nucleotides. Lineage: Eukaryota; Viridiplantae; Streptophyta; Magnoliopsida; Poales; Poaceae. The record is from the annotation of a GenBank genome assembly.